Anneissia japonica is the source of this 1673-nucleotide messenger RNA. RefSeq lists its product as uncharacterized. The transcript has 3 exons. NCBI's taxonomy places the organism in Eukaryota, Metazoa, Echinodermata, Crinoidea, Comatulida, Comatulidae. The record is from RefSeq and is a predicted model, not a curated record. Bases 153 to 575 code for a protein of 140 amino acids.
GGGCAAGCGCAGACACCUACCACACUUGCAGCCACGAUCCUCUAACACCAACGGACGCAAGAGAGAUUUGCUGGUUGAAACCGGACUCGCCACCACACAAGGCUUUACAAGACAUUAUUCUCAGUAAGAAACUGUUAAAAGAUAUACAGAAGAUGACUCUUUUCAAACAUACAGGAUCUCUUGAGGUUUUCCAUGGAAUGCUCCUUAAGUAUUGUCCCAAAAGAGAACAUUUCAGUUAUGAGGGUCAAAGAGCCCGUCUGCAGCUAGCUGUUUUAGACCACAAUGAAAAUGUCGGACGACAACAGGCAGUUACUCAGGAUGGAUCGCUGCGAUUUUACCAAGCAUUUUCCAAGCGUCAAGGCAAGUGGGUUCUCAAGAAAGUUAACUGUGAAAAAACAUACAAAUUUCGUGCGAGGUUAAUGGAAAUGUUGCAUGCUCGACGAGAGGACCAUACGAUUGUAUUAGGUCAACAGUAUGUUAGCAGACCUGAUCUACCACAAAACAUUGCACGAUCAGAAAAGCCAGCAAAAGAGGAUACAAUUGCUUCUUUCAGAACAAGAUUUAAAUUAACCUAGUUCAUAAUCUAUUUAUUUAUUUAUUUUUUUUUAUUUUUUGUAUUUUUAUUUUUUUUUUCUUAUGGUUUGUUCUGAAAUAUGAACAGUAUUUAAUAUCUACUGAAUUUGUUUUAAGAACAAUAAUAAAUGUUUUAUAAUUUUAAUUAUAUUCGAAAAUAAUUUAGAUCUUGGGCCUUGUGUACUUUCAUUGCAUAAAUUAAUGUUUGUGACAAGCUUCUGAUGUGCUAUACAGUACAGUAUUAUUUGCAUAUGCAAAUGUAUUCUUUCUCUUUUCAGCAUAUUUCUUGAGUUGUGCUAUUCAGUACAGUAUUAUUUGCAUAUGCAAUAAUGUUGACAGCUGGAGAGGAAACUUUUUAACUAUAUGAAUCUAGGAAUAAUUAACUCUUUGCCUUUUACUCUGUACUGUGCUUUCAUUGCAUACAAUAAUAAAGUUUGUGAGAAGCUUACAAAGUUUUUCAGCAUAUAUUCCCCUUUCUGUUGUUAAUUACUUUUAAUAAAUCAUUAAUAAAUUGAAAUUGAUAUGUAUGAAAGUGGUUGAUUUUUUUUGUACUCAUGCUUAUGGUUUGCCACUGCACGUCGUCUUAAUAAGUUGGCUGCCUUCUUACAUACAAGCUAGCCUUCAGCGAGACCCUUGCAUUUGUCAAACAUCAGCCUGUUACUGAUUGUACACCAUUUAUGAUUUCCUUCAGAUUGAUAAUUAAAGGUUGUACUGAGUUAGCCAACAGCUUUCACUUAGGUUUUUUUUAAUUUUUUUCUCGCAAGCCUUUAAAUGAAUUCAAAAUGUGGUGUUGCAUUCCGUAACACUACAGUAUCAAGGUCAGAUCGAAGCACGCUUCAGCCAGCCAGGCAACUAGUAGGGGUAGAUCCUUGAAUUUGGGAAAGGGAGAAUUCUUUAAGUUUGCUUAAAGAAUUUUGAAGCCCAAAAUGCUAAUGCCCAUUAAAUAUAUUAAUGGUGGCGUACCUGUAUAUAAAUAUCUACUCUAAUAUUUAGUAUUAACGCAUGAGGAAUUUAAGGGAACCAAACAAAAGCAACUAAAUUAAAAAUAGGCGAAAUCUAUACGCCGCCAAAUAUUAAAUGUUGAAAAUAAAAUGUUCAAA